UAAUCAUCUUUUAAAGAAGUUAAUUCUAGCAACAUAAUGGCCAAUACAACGUGACACAAGACACCGUCAAGGUUAAAAGAAUGUGGUCCGUGUAAAACACAAGUGGCCACUUAUUACUGCUCAAGUUUCAGAAUAAAACGGAAAAUCAUUCGUACUUAAAUACAUAAUAGAAAUCUUUGACUAAAGUGAUUUCAUUCCAAAAUUCUAAUUAAUUUUUCGGGAAUCAUUCUCCUUAUUAGUAGUAAGCCAUAGUGUGAUGACACAGUGGUAUCUCUUCAAUUUUUUUUUUUUUUUUUUAAAUAGGUUCAUAUUGAGACAUCAUCAAACUAAAAUAAUCAAAUAGUUUGUAUUACUAUUAUUAUCCUCUGUAAUUUUUUUUCUUUCUCAACAUGGCCAUGGAUAUCAAACCUUCGGUACUCUCUUUUCUAGUGGUGCUACUCUUCCUUUUGUUUGCUCAAUCCUCAAAUGCAACCAACAAAAUUGUUGAAGUGAACAAAAUUUGCAACAGAACCAUACACCCUUCAUUUUGUUCAAAAAUUCUAAACUCAAAACCCGGUGGUACAAACCGUGUAGAUCUAGUUACCCUUGUAAAUUACACAAUUGGUGUUGUUCGUUCCAACGUUACAAACACAAUUCAUCUCAUUAAGUCUCUAAUAAGAAAUUCAACUAAUUCAGAUGCGAAAGAUCAUUACGAAUUGUGUUUGAAACAUUUCGAUUACGACGAAGGCGCAUUAGGCGAAGUGGAAUACGCUGAGAAAAUGCUGAAGGCGAAGGAUUACCAAGGUGUUAAUGUUGCUGCUUCUGGUGUUAUGGCGACGGUUGAUGGUUGUGUUUUUGGUGAUUCACCAAGUGAUCCUGUUUUUCCUGAUCAUUCUUCGCUACCGAAAUAUGCUGAAUAUGUGAAGCAAGUUGCGGAUAUUAUUUGUGCCAUUUGUAACUAUUUGACGGGUAUUUAUAAGUAAUUGUAGGUUAGUUAAUUGGGUUUGUACUUCUUAGUGACGGAUAUUAUGUAAAGAGGAGUGUUAGGAUGGCACAAUUUGUGAUUUAUAGCCAUCAAUUAGUUAUUAUUAGUAUUUUUAAUGAUAUAAAAUUUAUA
Messenger RNA from Arachis ipaensis, 1096 nucleotides. Its product is annotated as pectinesterase inhibitor 1-like. Gene Ontology annotation, biological process: negative regulation of catalytic activity. NCBI's taxonomy places the organism in Eukaryota, Viridiplantae, Streptophyta, Magnoliopsida, Fabales, Fabaceae. The record is from RefSeq and is a predicted model, not a curated record. Gene Ontology annotation, molecular function: pectinesterase inhibitor activity.